Molecule: messenger RNA, 1065 nt
Organism: Mercenaria mercenaria
Lineage: Eukaryota; Metazoa; Mollusca; Bivalvia; Venerida; Veneridae
Exons: 5
Coding region: 142-1065 (307 amino acids)
Source: RefSeq, a predicted model, not a curated record
UAAUUAUAGCUAUCAUUUGACCUUGAAAACCAUAUUGCAUUUCAGACAAUUAAAUAUGCACACGCAUGAAACACACUUGUCGAUAUUUUAGCUAGUGUCCUCGAGGAAUACAGAAGUUUUGGUUAAAGCAAAACUGCAAUUAUGUCUGACAAUAUUUAUGACAAGGAAACACGAAAUUGGGUAAAGGGAAUACUUGCUCUAAACGAAACAAGGACGGCAUUAUGUGGGUGUAUAGAUGAUAAACUCGAACAAUUCAUAAGCGAGGUUCCAAACCAGCAGAAGAACCACUUGGAACAAUUUUUCCUAUGUUUAGAGAAGCACAAUAUUCAACAACUGAAACAGCUUAAGCUGCCAAACCAAUCGAGAAUAAAGAAGAAAAAGAAGAAUUUCAGUUGUGAACACGAACUCUGUAGCAUUCUGAUGAAGCGUUUCAUCAAAAUACAUGACGAUAAUCAGAUAUUAUGUGAUUCUUAUCAGUGGAUAACUGUUCCCUCACAGACUGGUUCGACUACUAUAGAAAGGCCAAUCAGAGAUAAAUCGAAAAAAGAAGAAACAAAAGAAAGAAUAUGGAAAAUAACAUCUUUGUAUAUGGUUAUCGACAAGGGUGACAAUAUACAACAAUAUCAAGGUUUGGACGAUCUUGAUAUAUCGAAAGUUGUUAAAAUCAUGAAGAGCUGCACAAUAUUUGUUCCUGACAGAUCGUUGAAGCUGUAUGAUGCAAUUAUAAGUCUAAGAAAUGAUCUGAUGCAUUCGCCACAUAACCACAUGGAAGAUGGUAACGUUAAGAAGGUGAUAAAGUCUUCGAAACAGCUUUUAGACUGCCUACAAAUCUCUGAAGCUCCAUACUGCAAGGUUUCUAUGCAGGAACUACGAAAACUUGAAGAAAAUAAGAUCUAUGUUGGAUACAGAUCGAUAGAGACCAAAGACAUUUUGGUAAAAGUUGGCGCUGCAAAGGAAAUUGCUGCUAAAUUAGACGAAGCUAUUGACGUUUUGAACAAGGAUUGCAAAAGUAAAAGCAAAGAGUUACACGACCUUUUAGAAAAGAUUUGCCAGACGGGAUCAUGA